Vitrella brassicaformis is the source of this 1675-nucleotide messenger RNA. The record is from the annotation of a GenBank genome assembly. NCBI's taxonomy places the organism in Eukaryota, Vitrellaceae.
CCCAUUUGCCCUCUUGUCCAAACGGAUAAAAAAUAGACAAUUCAUACAACUUGGAUCAUUGCGUCUGGGGUGUAUAUCUGGACAUCUCCCUGUGCGUAUCCCGGCCCUCCUCCGACAACGAAAAUGUGUUGUAAUGGCGAACCUCCCACCCCUGCAGCUGCAGUCAUUCACAUCACCGCGCAGACUCCCACUGCUGAACGGUUCCCUCGGCAGUGUCAACAGGACUUACCAGUAGCUUUCGCCGCAAUGGGCAAAUCUUUCCCUCUGAUCCAUUUCCUUUUGUCACUUCCCCGAACGUUGUCACAAUCUGCUGGCGCUAUGCGACCCAGUAGACUGAAAGCAUCUUCGCUGCCCUCCUCUAUCAGUGCGGCGCGAAGUUUCUGAGACUCGCUUUUGCGUCUCCCGCAGAGACCGCUAGAAGCUAAGAACUCGACGGAGGUCAGCGGAGUACCAUCGUACUCCCCUCCCACGGCCACAAGAUACUUAUCAUCGAUAACCGCAACUCCAUGAGCUGCCCGCGGCUGAUUCAGAGGCGGGGCCUCAUACCAGCUCAUCGUCCUGCGGUCGUAAAGAUAAGUAUCACCUUUCUCAAGAUGACCCUCUCCCCACCCCCAUCUGCCUGCCACUACCCAAAUAGUCUCGUCGAAGACGGCGGCAGCGAUGUGCUCAAGGUGCACUGGUGGGCCAUCCCUCUCACCCCACUCGUUGGUCGAAGGAUCGAACACCAUCAUCGAAGGGAUCGGGACGUCAGUGCUGAGGUCUUGCCGCACGCCGUCAUCUUGCAUGCCACCAAUCACGUUAGAUAAGGCCGUCAAGUGUGACCGCUGCUCCAGCCGCUCGUGUCUUGGGCAUGUCUGGCAGGUCCAUGAUGGUGUCUGUCGUAAUGUUAUACAGCCAAGCGCUGGCAGUAGCAUGGUCUCCCAGCUCCCCAUCAAUUCCUUUAUUAUAUAUACAGUACACUGCAGCAAUUUUCUCUCUGCAGAAAGUGUUGAGUCACCUCCAACGAUGACAAAGGCGUCAUCAGCCGGCGAGAGAUCAACACUUGCCAUGACAUGGUGUCGUGCUUCAGGGAGUGGAGACAGGUCAGUCCACUCGCUCGUUUCAGGAUCGAAGACCCUGAUCUGAUCCAUGGCCCGGCCUUCACUUCCGAUGUAUCCUGACCGAUGAAAACCAAGAAAUAUAGUGCAGAAGGGAUCCGCACAGCUCUCACCUCCGACAGCAUAUAUUUUGCCCUGAGCCAUCAAUGCCGCAUGAUCCCAGUAGUACGGAUACGGCAUUGAUGGCCCCUGUUGCCAUGACCCGCCGGUGAUAUUGCACGGGACGGAUGGGAGGGCCUUGAGGUGAACAGGCUCGGACAAGCCACUUAUCUUGGCAGCCCAGGACUCGCAGAUCAAGCCACGAGUCUGAGUCGGUUUCUUGCAAAACGCGAGGGGCGGCUCCAGCAUACCAGGGGACCGCACCUGCUGAGGACCGCAGAGGAGGGGACAAACAAAUAUCCCCAUGAUGAGCAAUGUUCCCACUUACCGAUCAGGUUAACAGCGAGAAGGGGUGUCAUCUGAUCAUUAUUGACCACCCCAACGGCUGUGCAACGGCUGGCAAGUUCCAUCCAAGCUUCGCUCGCGUCAGAAAUCCCUUUCAUGCGUGCUUGCUUGGCUCUUGGCCACCUCGCUCUGCG